Messenger RNA from Xyrauchen texanus (razorback sucker), 5180 nucleotides. RefSeq names its product SH3-binding domain protein 5-like, b (gene sh3bp5lb). NCBI's taxonomy places the organism in Eukaryota, Metazoa, Chordata, Actinopteri, Cypriniformes, Catostomidae. Gene Ontology annotation, cellular component: cytoplasm. Gene Ontology annotation, molecular function: protein kinase inhibitor activity. The record is from RefSeq and is a predicted model, not a curated record. Gene Ontology annotation, biological process: intracellular signal transduction; negative regulation of protein tyrosine kinase activity. The transcript has 6 exons. The coding region runs from base 547 to 1950 and encodes 467 amino acids.
AGCUUCCACAGGGGUCCUGUAAACAACAAUAGAAAUGUAAAAAAUGUAAAUGGUAAAGAUUCUGAAAGCCUCUUUUACUGUUUGAAGCAGAUGUCAUAUAUUACAGUAGUAACAACAAUUGUGCAGUAGUAAUUUGACGGACAUUGGUUUCAUGGGAAAUGUUUAAAGGCUAAUCCUGGACCAUCACAUAAGGAAACAGGGAGGUUAAGAAAUAAUGGAGUCUGUGUAACUACAUGUGUUCAGCAGAUUUGCCGCUGGUUUCUAUGAGCACUGAGUGAUGCAUUGAGCUGUAUGGGGUGGUGAGGUUUUGAUUUGUGCAACUGGUAAACUGCAGUUAGCCGUGAAGCUAGCGGUUCAGUCAGGUUCAUCCUACGCUGUCAGCUCGACUGAAUGACGCUGCUCCGUAAAAGUACCAUUCGUUGAACGAUUAUGCAGCACUGUACCGUCAAAUUAUCGUGUAAAUAUAUUUUUAUAGUCUUGGCAACCAUUUAAGCGCCUAUACAUUCUGACAUAAUAGAGUAAAACGGGUAAAUCUCGAGGCCACGGAUGGAACCGGGGCGGCAGCGUGAGAACCCCCCCGGAUCCGGGGAGCCCGAGACAGGGGAGUGGAGAGAGGAGACCACCGGGGAGGAGGCUGGAGAGAGGGACGCCACCCUGAAAAACAGAAGCGGGGAUGGAGGGAACGAGGAGACUAAGAGCAAACCCGAUAAUUGUGAGUUGGUGGAGAAAGAUAAGGCUGAGUAUGAUGAUGAAGUGGCGCAAUAUGAGGAAGAGUUGGACCCUAGGAUUCAGGAGGAGCUGGAGCACUUGAAUCAGGCCAGCGAUGAGAUCAACAGACUGGAACUACAGCUGGAUGAGGCGAGAUCCAGCUACAGGAGGAUUCUUACAGACUCCGCACGCAAACUCAAUGCUCAGGGUUCUCAACUGGGGGCCUGCAUCGAGAAAGCCAGGCCCUACUACGAAGCCCGAAGACUUGCCAAAGAGGCUCAACAGGAGACCCAGAAGGCAGCGCUGAGGUAUGAGAGAGCUGUCUCAAUGCACACGGCUGCCAGAGAAAUGGUUUAUGUAGCUGAGCAAGGUUUAUUGGCUGACAGGAAUACAUUGGACCCUACCUGGCAGGAAAUGCUAAACCACGCCACAGCCAAGGUGAAUGAGGCAGAAGAAGAGCGUUUGAGAAGUGAGAGAGAGCAUCAGCGUGUCACUCAGCUCUGUCAGGAAGCAGAAGCUCGUGUUCAGACCCUGCAGAAAGCUCUCAAGAGGCUCAUUAUCAAGUCCAAGCCUUACUUUGAGCUCAAGGCUCAGUUCAACCAUAUCUUGGAGGAGCACAAGUCCAAAGUCGUCCAACUGGAGGAACGUGUGGCAAAAGUGAAGACCCGUUAUUCUGUCGCCCUGCGCAACCUUGAGCAGAUCAGUGAGCAGAUCCAUGCACAAAGGGGGCGUGUCCGUGCUGUCAGAGAACGCAACAGAGCCCGUGGCGGGCGAAGCUCUCCGGUGGGGGCGGAAUCUGAAGGUGUAAUCCAAGCUGGGGCAUAUGGGGGGGUGAUUCCCAAUCCUUUAAUGGAUAAUGACUGGGCUGAUCAGGAGAAGACCAGGCAGUGGGUGGAGAAACACAGAGAGGCAGGAUGGGGCCAGAGAGAGAGGGUAGAUAAGGCAGGUUCAGACUCCAUGUCAGUCAUUAGCCUGCAAACCAUUGCCUCCGACCUAGAGAAGUUUGACUCUGUGGAGCACCUUGGUGACAUGAGUGAUGUUGGGAGUAUAAUAGAGGAGAAAGAGGUGGAGAGUGAGAGAGGAUUUAGGGCUGAAGACAGAAUAGUAGCAAGAGAAGUGGCAAACCUCUCGAGACAGGAUAGAGGGGAUCCAGAGAAGGGUGCCACAGGGACUGAUAGACAGCAAAGAGACAAAGAAAGGGAGAGUUUUGUGAAGCAGCACCACAGAAGUGUUAGUUUGUGAUAAAACAAGAAGUUGCCUGUUUCUUCACCCCAAACCUGGAGCACUAAACUUUGCCUGCAGGCUUUCAGGCGAACCUCCCAACUGAUUACAAAUCUUGAUUAAUAUCUUAAACACUCUGUAGAACUUUAACGUAAAGAUGAAUUGUAUAAUUUCUGCGCAACUGUGCCAUCAAAUAGAAUAGAGCGCAACAGCCGUCUUGGUUCCAGAAGUAAUUUUCUCCAUAGGGAUUUCCUUAAAUUCUCAAUUAAAGAGUUCUGAGCCAUGAACCAAACCAACUACAGGUAGCUCCGAGGUGAGUCACAACAUUACAAACUUUGAUUUGAAGCCAGAGGCAUUAGAAAAUUGGUUCAAGGCUGUGUACUUAUCGUCUUUCAUAAGGGAAUGGACUACAGUCCCAUGAAGCAUUGCAAAUGAUGGAAAAAUAUACUAUUGAUUUGAAGUUGUUGAUUAUAAUAAUAGAAACAAUAUAUUUUAAGUUUACAUGUAUUUCGUUUAUUUAGAUAUAGUAGUUUGUUGUUAUGUCAUUCACAGUGCUUCAUAGAAGUGGUUGGUCGCUGCAGAGCUCAUUUGGUGCCAUUUUGUUUGCUGCGAUCCUCUGAUUGGUGGAUCUUUCUUUAGGAUUAUGGGUAGUGUAGUUCAUCAGGAAUUUUCAAAGUUGGAAUAAUGCAGACUGAAGUCUGUACUUGCACACACCACAAGCAAAGCUGUCGAAACCUAUGAGAGACCUCUGAAGAGAUGGAGCCAUCACCUGCUGAGAACAGUAGAAGUGGAGAAAAUAAAAAAGAUAAUGAAGAAAGCUGGUUUGCUGUGGAAGAUAUUUCAUUUACAUUUAUGCAUUUGGCAGAUGCUUUUAUCCAAAGCGGCUUACAGUGCACAUAUUACAGGGACAAUCCACCCGGAGCAACCUGGAGUUAAGUACCUUGCUCAAGGACACAAUGGUGGUGGCUGUGUGGAUCAAACCAGCAACCUUCUGCUUACCAGUUCUGUACAUUAGCCUACUAAGCCACUACAACUCCAGGAUACCCUUGGUUCACUGGACUGAACCAAACAACUGAAGUAGACCUAGCUUGUUUUAAGCCAGAUAUCUUUUGCUUCACUUUGUAAAGUGGGCAGACACCUUAAGACACGUGUGAGCCUAUGGACAUAUGUGUGAUGACCAGUGGAAAUCCUAUGGGCAAAAGGUUGCCAUAAAAUUGACUUCCAGGAUGCUGUAAGAUGUUGAUCAUCAUAUGUGCCUGUGUAUACUUUAAAGCACGAGGUAAUAGAUUUGGGCGAAGGUUUUCUUAUUGAUAUUUCUGGCCAUAAAGUGACAAAGAGUGAACCAGAAUGAAAAGAAACCCUUUAGGCCUGUGUAGCGACAGUUAAAGAGCUGAGAUUUCUGCUGUAUUAAAUGGUGCAAGGAAGUCCAACCCAGACCACCAUAUCAGAAGAAUUGUUCAAUUCUUGAACUUGUCCCCCCUGUACCCAUGCUGACUGGGCUAAGACAUCCAUCUAGCCCAUGUUUACAUAAAAAGAACAUUGGAAAAAGAGCACAGACGUGUUCGGUGUGAACGACCCAUUACAUAUUAGAAAAAACAAUUCGUUUAUGGCGAAAAUGUAUGGGAUAUUUUACUUCUGGAACCUCACUGUUGCGCCCUGUUGCAAAGAUUUCCAAACAGGUUUCCUUUAUGCUCCCCUUAUCUGCCAUUGGUGAAAUAAACCGAUAUUCCCAUCCCAAACUAAUGCAUUGAUUGAGCCAGUGUUGUUUUGUUGUGCUUGACAUGGCAUUAUUGUAACGCUGCAUUAUAGCAGAGGGGUUUCAGAUGUUCUUGUGAAAUUAAUGAAUAACAAUGAGGCAGUACAAACAGGCAGGGGGGUGGGUAUUCAGCCAGUCCGUUGGGACUUUUAGUUCUCACGCUCUGAUGCUGUCUGUUUUCUUUUACUGUUUCACUAUCAGCUCUAUCAGGGGAGAAAAGAAAAAACAGAGAAAAUACAACGAGAGCAGGAAGAACAAGUGAAAACAUAUUGAACACAUUGAAGAUAAAUCUCAAAGCUGGUUGUAAGAACAGUAUCAGGUGCAUUGGCCAUUUCCUCUGUGCUGUACUUCCAAGACCUGCUGAUGUAUGUGAAUUUGGGGGUGUCAUUGCCUCCCUUUGUACAAGUGUAUCUAUCUGACAUUCUUUUCUCAUAGAAUUCAUCAUUUUGUGCUUGUUUCCCAUCUCCAGAUCUUUUUCAGCAAGUGUAGGUAUCUGGAAUGUUUUGGUUUGGCUGUAGAUUGGUAUCUCUGCUUAUUAUGUGCAGUGUAUACCAGAUGACAUCAUGUUUAAAGUCAACGUGAAAUCAAAAUGGGCCCCAUUUACUUCAUUAAUGCAUGUUGCUGGUCUUAUCAGUGCAUGUUCAAAAGGGAAAAAUGUCAUCAAUAUGUAACCGUUCAGAGCGAACUCUAAUGUCACCAUGCUCUCUUAUUUUUCAACCCCUCACAUCCAACCACCUGGUUCCUUUCUGGAAUACCCACUUUUCACAAUCCAAUCAAUUCCCGAUGGAUAAAAUCAAGUACUGUCCUACAUUUUUUCUUGAUGAAUAUCCUGUUUCAAAUUAAGGAAGUAAAAGUUGUUUCAAAUGCCAUUUCAUGUUGACUUUAAGUUAAUACAUUUUUGACAUUUAUAAUAUUCUUUAGAUUUAGAGUACUGUUUUUAUUUUAUUUGUAUCUGUUUAAGAGAUAACUUAUUUAUAUAAGUCCUGUUACGUUAUCGGGUUAAGUCCAUUCACUGAGAAAUGGUACAUGUUUGCAAGUGUGCAAAUCCUGCUAGAUAAUUUUUUUUUAAAACAACCAUGGAGAGACUAAAUGAUGUGUGCUUAAAAACUUGGUUUUGCAGAUGUACUUUGAAAAAUCAUGUAAAAUGCUAGCUGUAUGAACAAACCGUGCUGUGGACCGUACAGUAUUGUUUGCAAGUUUAAAUUUUUUGUUUCUCGAUUUAUUUAUUUAUUUAUUGUCCACAAACCUUGAAAAUGUAUUCUCCCCCAUCAUACCCUGUACAAAUACCUCACCUCAGAAUGUCCUCAUAGUAAAUAGAAGAUGCUCUGUAGAAAUAAUUCAGUAUGCUGCAGUCUCUUCUCCAUCCAAUAGGUUACAUGAAUUUUGUGUAAAUACAAGAUGAUGUAUGAUGAAUACAAACUAGCCUAACGUGACUGAUAAUUUAUUCUGUAAAUGUUAAUUUAUUGCACAGUUAGCUAUAUUAAAACUUGAAUUU